Planococcus citri (citrus mealybug) is the source of this 1713-nucleotide messenger RNA. RefSeq names its product U3 small nucleolar RNA-associated protein 18 homolog wicked (gene wcd). The coding region runs from base 152 to 1579 and encodes 475 amino acids. NCBI's taxonomy places the organism in Eukaryota, Metazoa, Arthropoda, Insecta, Hemiptera, Pseudococcidae. The transcript has 9 exons. Gene Ontology annotation, molecular function: protein binding. Gene Ontology annotation, cellular component: small-subunit processome; Pwp2p-containing subcomplex of 90S preribosome. The record is from RefSeq and is a predicted model, not a curated record. Gene Ontology annotation, biological process: rRNA processing.
UGUGAGGAAAAUCGCAGAUUGAUAACAAUUUUCACGUGUUUUUGAAUUUUGAAAAUAAUUUCAGAAAUUAUGAUCAAAUCGCGAUGAUUAAUUGAAUUAAUUGAAUAAAUUAUAAUAUUCGACGUCAGAAAGUAGUAGAUACCGAACAACCAUGUCACUUGAUCAAGAUGAAGUCCUUUUAUUCAUUAAAUCCGAAGAUAAACUCAGCAAUCAGGAAAAAUUACUCCAAGAACAAGAAAGACUAGAGAAGAUAGUUCUCGGCAAAAAACGUGGCUUAUUCGACGCUGUAGGUAAAUCAACAUCAGAUAAUGAAGUCGAAGAAGAUCAAGAAACUGACGACAAACCUCAAAUUACUGAUAUCCAAUCUAAAGCAGCCUGGGUCGACGAAGACGACGAUCAAAUCGAAAUCCCUUUCAAAUUGAAAAAAUAUGCUACGUCGCAAUCUGAAGAUAGUUACCAAAACGUACUCCGGAGAAAAUUCAAUCAAACUGUAGGAACUCCGAAAUGGGCUACGAAAAAAGAACCUCAAAAAGCUGACAGUGAUGAUGACGAUAUCGAUGAAACUAGGAGAUGCGGUAAAUUAUUGACUAAAAAAUCACCUACUCUACCGAAAGGUGUAAUAAGAGUGGAAAAGAUGGAAGAUUUGAAUAAAGAAACGAAAAUCGAAGGACCUCUGAUAAACGCUGUCGAAUUCCAUCCUACUUCUACGGUCGCUUUAGUUGCUGGUAUUUCGGGUACAGCUUCGAUAUUUCAAGUUGACGGAGUAAAUAAUAAUAAAUUACAAACCAUCAAGUUUAAAGAUUUUCCUAUAAAUUGUGCUCGAUUUUCAAAAGAUGGCGAACAAUUUUACGUAGGGUCACGAAGCAAACGUUCCUUUUUCUAUUACGAUAUGAUGGAAGGUAAAUCUGUCCAAGUGCCAUUUCAUCAUUCAAUCGGUGCUGUGAAUAUGUCGAAUUUUCAAGUAUCACCGGAUGGUAAAUUUAUCGCCAUAUGUGGUAAAUAUGGAAAUAUUCAUUUACUCGCUGCCAAAACUAAAGAAUGGAUCGGUGAUUUGAAAAUGAAUAAUGAUGCUAUCGACAUUUGUUUUAAUAAUGACGGAUCCACGAUGUACUCUUACGGAGAUAGAGGUGAAAUUUACGAAUGGGACAUGAAAACGAGAUACUGUGUGAAAAAAAUGCAAGACGAAGGAUGCCUGAAAGGUAUCAAAAUGACACUAUCGAGCAAUAAUCAAGUUCUAGCCACCGGAUCAUCUUCCGGUAUCGUUAAUUUAUACGAAAUGCCUACGAAAUCGAAUUACAUCGAACCGAAGAAAGUCGUUAAUAAUUUAGUCACCCCUAUUACAUCUCUACAAUUCAACAGCUCUUCGGAAAUAUUAGCUAUUGCUUCGAAUGAAAAAAAGAACGCAGUGAGACUGGUGCAUUUUCCAAGUAUGACGGUAUUCUCGAAUUUCCCCGGAUUCCAGUCGAAUAUCAGUCUCGCCAGGGUUAUGAGUUUCUCACCGUCGAGUGGAUUUUUCGCUAUUGGAAAUGAUCAACGGAAAGUGCUACUGUACAGGUUGAAACAUUAUAAAAAUUACUGAACCACGAUUCAAAUAUCCAGCAGUGAGGAAAUAUCUUUCUACGAUUUCAUUUUUUAUGUUCUAUGAUUUUUUUUUUCAUGUAAAAAAAUUUUAUUGUUAGAAAAAAAUAAACAAAAAGAGAUUAUUAAACAAAA